Molecule: messenger RNA, 3387 nt
Organism: Melanotaenia boesemani (Boeseman's rainbowfish)
Lineage: Eukaryota; Metazoa; Chordata; Actinopteri; Atheriniformes; Melanotaeniidae
Gene: slc38a7
Product: solute carrier family 38 member 7
Exons: 12
Coding region: 201-1571 (456 amino acids)
Biological process (GO): amino acid transmembrane transport
Molecular function (GO): L-alanine transmembrane transporter activity; L-histidine transmembrane transporter activity; L-leucine transmembrane transporter activity
Source: RefSeq, a predicted model, not a curated record
UGCUCCUCCGGUUUUUACGAUCUGUUAACACGGAGGCUCAGUCAUUCCCUGUGGCUGAAGCAAAAGAUUCAUCACUAAAUGGCAUCACCACUGCUUGAUUGUUCUUGAAAAACAUCAGCUGCCUCCUGACUGGACUUUUAUCUUCAGCUGCUGAGUUUCUUCUCCCAUUCCCUUCCCUUCAUUUGGAGGCUCACUUUCUCAUGGCGAUUAAUACUGAUAUUGAAGACUGGGGAGGUAUCAGCAGCAAUGACUCUGGAGAAAGGGCGAGGCUCUUGCAGAGUCCCAGUGUGGAUUCUGUCCGGCCCCUUGAGACGGAUGGGAGGAGCCAAGGUGUCUCUUCCAUUGGAGCGGUCUUCAUCGUAGUGAAUGCAGCACUGGGAGCAGGUCUGCUUAAUUUUCCUGCAGCCUUCAACAUGGCAGGAGGAAUAACUGCAGGAGUGAUGCUUCAGUUGUUCAUGCUGAUCUUCAUCAUCAGUGGGCUUGUAAUCCUGGGCUACUGCUCACAGGUCAGCAAUGAAGGCACAUAUCAGGAGGUUGUCCGAGCCACUUGUGGAAAAGUCACAGGAAUCAUAUGUGAAGUAGCCAUUGCCAUCUACACCUUUGGCACCUGCAUUGCUUUCUUUAUUGUCAUUGGAGAUCAGCAAGAUCGGUUGAUCGCUGCAGUGGCUCAUGACACAGACGGUACAGUCAGUGGUUACUGGUACACUGACCGAAAGUUUACCAUCGUAGUUACUGCAGUCUUGGUCAUUCUUCCUCUCUCCAUCCCCAAAGAAAUAGGUUUUCAGAAGUAUGCCAGUGCCCUAAGUGUGAUGGGAACCUGGUAUGUCACCAUUGUGAUCAUAGUAAAGUACAUCUGGCCAGACAAAGACAUGACUCCAGGCGAUAUUCCCACCAGUUCUGCUUCCUGGACAGCAGUUUUCAAUGCAAUGCCCACCAUAUGCUUUGGUUUCCAGUGCCAUGUCAGCUGUGUGCCAGUGUUCAACAGCAUGAGCAGGAAAGAGAUCAAACCAUGGGGGCUUGUAGUGACCCUCAGCAUGAUAAUCUGCCUUUUUGUUUACACGGGAACAGGUGUGUGCGGCUUCCUGACUUUUGGCUCCAACGUGAGUCAAGAUGUGUUGAUGUCGUAUCCUUCUAAUGACAUUGCUGUGGCCAUCGCAAGGGCUUUCAUUGUCAUCUGCGUGGUCACGUCGUACCCCAUCUUACACUUCUGUGGCAGGGCCGUGAUAGAGGGACUUUGGCUGCGUUUCCAAGGUGAACAAGUGGAGGUGUGUGUACGUCGAGAGCAAAGGAGGAGGAUCCUGCAGACACUUGUGUGGUUUGUCGUCACCCUCAUCCUUGCCCUCUUCAUCCCAGACAUCGGCCGUGUGAUCUCGCUGAUUGGAGGAUUGGCAGCCUGUUUCAUUUUUGUGUUUCCAGGUUUGUGUUUGAUGCAAGCCAAACUGUCAGAGACAGACAUUCGAUCUGCAAGCUGGCAUGGAUUGGUUUGCUUCGGUGUUGCCAUGGUUACACUUGGAAGCUUCAUUUUUGGCCUCACCACAACAAACUCCAUCUAUCGAGAUGUUGUCAACUAAAAGGAACGUUGUUUUCUGAUUCAGCGCUGUCCUCCAUAAUGAAAACAGGGUGGAGUACUCACUCCUGAGCUGCUGUUCUGGGCUGCUGGAUGAUGUGAAGCAUCUCAUGAUGCUCAUUCAGAGAAGAGAAAAAAAAACCCCAAAAAACAAGAUUGUUUGUCACAUCAUCUGAUCCAUGCUGAAAUUUACAAUCUACCUAAUUUGGGUUAAUCAGGAAGUGACCACAAGAACCCAAGUGACACUUUCACUUUUAUUUCCUGUGAAGUUUAAAUAGCAUGUUUUUAUGUUGUUGACGGUCAUCAUUCCAGAGGGAAACGGCAGGAUUCUCCCACCUGGACUCUGAGUGAGCGACGCAUUCCUGUCCUGUUUACAAGAGCUGAAGGACUUUGUAUAGAUAGGUCUUUUAAUCAAAUUGAUUUUACUGAUAAAAUUGUACCAAUUUGUGAAUUUUAACUUGCAUGUCAAUGUUUAUCAUUGAAACUUGACACAUUUUGGUUGCCAUUAUCUAAUCCAAGUUCCAGCCUUUUGUAGACGCUGACGAUAGUUUAUCCUCGUGUGGAAAAAAACUGUAUUGAGCAAAAUGUUCAAACACUAGAACACAGCAUGUUUAGCAUAUUUUGAGUGAUGUAAUUCUAGCUCUAUGUAGUUCUGUCUGAUAUGGGAAUUUCUACAAAAUACCUCCUGUUUUCAUCUGUGAAGUCUUUAUUUAUUUUAUGGGUUUGUUGGCUUAUGGGUUAUAUAUAUUUUAGCAACAGUGGUAAAUAAUUUGGCUUUGAAUUUAUUUAUACAAAUCUAAACUCGUGAAAGCUGAUGAUUAAAAGGAUUAACUUCCAAUAAGGCUGGAAGUUCAGGAGACCAGCAGCUCCUCCACAUUCACAAUAUGAAACCCCAACUUCUUUCCAGAGUCCUGGUUCCUUACUGAAGUAGUUGGAAGUUCUCAUAAGAACCAAUGUAACCUAUACAGAAUUUAGCUUUGUUACAGGAAACUACUUGUGCAUUGGGUAGAGACAGUCGGAAACUGCCGACUUCACAAGGACUAAGAAAAUACAUAUUGUUUUUAUAUGUAUUUUACUUAAAAACCAAAUCAUGGUCUCUUUUUCAUGCCUUGGUAUCCAAGACUUCAACUGCUUAACACUAAGAUGUAGAGCACAGUUGUUUAGUUUUACUGGGACUCAGUUUUUUCCACAGCUUCUCCACCAAAGCCGCAGAAUGCAAUUAAAUUUCAUGUUUCGAAUAAUUAAAAUCAUAAAGGUUUAAAUGUCAGGAUAAUCUGGACUUUAGUUAUUGCUGUUAUUUUUCAUCUGUUCCAAAAUGUUACGUCAUCAACUUUCUAGGAUGUUUAAUCAUUUGAAUGAGAGACAAAACGUUACGAUCAAGUUUUUCCUGUUUUCUGGAAGUGAUUUAUUUUUUUUUUAAUUGCGUAAACCCAACGGAUGCUGAGAACAAAACAGACGCUCCGAGGAGAUCGGGCCUUUGUUGUUGCUGGUCCCAGAUUGUGGAAGGACUUGCCUCUUCAGGCCUCCUCCUUGCCGGUUUCAAAAUCUCUUCUUAAAACCCACCAGUUCUCUGUGGCUUUUUGACACUCUUGGAUGUUGACAUUUUUUUUUAUAUUUUAACCGGUUUAAUUAUUUAUUUGAUUCUUAAUGCUUUGAUUUUAUGCACUGUGCUUUUUUUGUAAAGCACUUUGGUCCACUUGUUUUAAAGUGCUUUUUAAAUCAAUUUUGAUUGGAAGGGAUGUAAGUCUUAAAGGGAUUUUAUUAUUAUGCUAAAAACAAAAAUGUUGUAUUAAUCCGGCAGUUGAAGUAAUGUUAAGGAA